This is a messenger RNA of Hypomesus transpacificus, 6922 nucleotides long. RefSeq names its product nephronophthisis 3 (gene nphp3). Gene Ontology annotation, molecular function: protein binding. Gene Ontology annotation, biological process: convergent extension; determination of left/right symmetry; kidney development. The transcript is spliced from 28 exons. Lineage: Eukaryota; Metazoa; Chordata; Actinopteri; Osmeriformes; Osmeridae. The record is from RefSeq and is a predicted model, not a curated record. The coding region runs from base 218 to 4117 and encodes 1299 amino acids.
UUUUUGACUGGCAUGGGUUUCCGUAGGGAGAAUUGUUGUUACCAAGGCAGCCAGGAUGAAGCUGAGAAGAUAUGCUUCCUACUUAAGCUAAUGGAGAUAAAAAACAAAAGACCGUGUGUCUCCAUGGUAGCCGACUCGUAGCAGCAGUGGGCGUCCAGAGGGGCUGAGCAGGUUCACUAUCCCAGGCUGUUGGAGAAACGGCUCCACAGCCACCACCAUGGGCACCGCUUCCUCCCUGGUCACCCCCGGGGAGGUCAUCGAAGACGCCUACGGAGGCGAGGGCGGGGAGGCCUGUGAAAUCCCCGUCGAGGUCAAGCCCAAAGCGCGGCUCCUACGAAGCUCUUUCCGGCGGGGGCCGCGCGUCAUCGGCGCCAGCUUCAAGUCCACGGGCUCGGUGGACCUGGAGUACGCCGCAGAGUACGAGCGGCUCCGCAAGGAGUACGAGAUCUUCCGGGUGAGCAAGAACAACGAGAUCGCCUCCAUGCAGAAGAAGGAAGCCAAGCUAGACGAGGAGAACAAGAGGCUGAGAGCAGAGCUCCAGGCUUUACAGAAAACCUACCAGAAGAUUCUGAGGGAGAAGGAGAGUGCACUGGAGGCUAAGUACCAGGCCAUGGAAAGAGCUGCAACCUUCGAGCACGACAGGGACAAAGUCAAACGACAGUUCAAGAUCUUCCGGGAGACUAAAGAGAAGGAGAUCCAGGAUCUGUUGAGAGCCAAGAGGGAUCUGGAGGCCAAGCUGCAGCAGCUGCAGGCGCAGGGCAUCCAGGUGUACGACCCGGAUGACUCGGAUUCUGAUGACAAUCGGACCGCGGUCACAGCUGCAGGGACUCAGUGUGAGUACUGGGGUGGUGGUGUUCUGGGUAGUGAGCCCUCUAUGGGCAGCAUGAUGCAACUACAGCAGACGUUCAGAGGGCCGGAGUUUGCCCACAGUCUGAUCGAUGUGGAGGGCCCGUUCGCCAAUGUAAGCAGAGACGACUGGGAUGCGGCGGUGGCCAGCCUGCUCCAGGUGUCUCCUCACGUGUCGCAGGCCUUGUGGAGCAACACGGUGCGCUGCUAUCUGAUCUGCACCCAGGAGACCAAGGCCGAGCUGGAUACCUUCACCCGGAGGUACACGCCCCUGCUCCGCAGGCUGUGCGAGGGGCUCGGCCAUUUCUACCUCAACGUGUGUUUCCCCGAGGACAGCGCCGGCGCCUUCGCCCCAGAGCGCCGGCUGGAGAUCGAGAGGAGCUCCUUUUGCCUGCUCCUCCUCAAGUCCACCAUCUCCAGCUCGGCGGCCGAGGAUGCGGAGGAGGCCUUUGUGAAGAGCCCGGACGGCCGUCCCCUGGUGCUGUACCUCAGGACCCUGGAGACCCAGGCUCUCUCUGGCCCCACCAGACAGCUGCUGGAGCGGGUCAACGCUGCCGACAAGGCUGCCAAGGUCAAGGUAGUGGACCACAGUGGCUCUGCAGAGGAGGGAGCAGCUUUGAUUUAUGCACAACUUGAGAAAGUCAUCAAACAGGAGCUGCUGGGUGUGGAGGGUGGGGAGGGGGACUGUAAGGAUUCUGGGAUGGAGGAGGGUGGAGAGGAGGACUCUGGAGACGUGCUGUGGGACCUGCAUGACGAGCAGGAGCAGAACGAGGCCUACCAGCAGGCUUGCAGCGCUGCCUCUCAGCUGGGCUUCCAGAAGUACAUAGAGCGCCUGAACGACAUGGUGGCGGCCCCUCCCCCCACCCCGCCCCUGCUGGUGUCUGGGGGGCCGGGCUCAGGCAAGUCCCUGCUCCUGUCCAGAUGGGUGGAGCUCCAGCAGAAGCAGUCCCCCAAUACACUGUUUCUCUACCACUUUGUGGGGCGGCCCCUGUCCACCAGUUCAGAGCCAGUUCUCAUCAUUAAACGCCUCACUGUCAAGCUCCUGCAGCACUUCUGGACCAUCUCAGGUCUGUCGAUGGAGCCCAGUAAGAUCCUGGAGGAGUUUCCUCGCUGGCUGGAGAGGCUGUCAGCCCGUCACCAAGGCAACAUCAUCAUCAUCAUCGACUCCAUCGACCAGAUCCAGCAGGCGGAGAGGAACAUGAAGUGGCUGAUCGACCCGCUGCCCGUCAACGUCCGAGUGGUGGUGUCUGUCAACGUGGAGACCUGCCCUCAGGCCUGGAGACUGUGGCCCACCCUUCACCUGGACCCCCUCAACCCCAGAGAGGUGAGGAGCGUGAUCGACGCAGAGUGUCUGGCCACGGGCGUCAAACUCACCAAAGACCAGGAGAAGAAGCUGGAGAGACACUGUCGCUCUGCCUCCACCUGUAACGCCCUCUACGUCACCCUCCUGGCCAGGAUGCUGACAGGAUCCCCCUGGUUGCUAGACAAGACUCUGGAACAGUGUCUGCAGUGCCAGGACACCAUGUCACUGUACAUCCUCUGCCUCAAGGUGGCGCUAGACUCCCUCAGCACAGACAGGGAGAGACACAUCAUGAGAGAGAUGCUGUGCCUGGUGUGCGCCAGCCACAACGGCGUGAGCGAGUCGGAGGUGCUGGACGUGUUCCCCGAGCUGCGCAUGGCGGCCCUGUCCUCCCUGCUGCGCCGCCUCCAGGGGCUCUGCGUCCUGGCCUUCAGCUGUGGGCUGCUCCGCUUCCAGCACCUGCAGGCUUGGGAAGCGGUGAGACUGGAGUUCAUGAAUGGGGGGACCUCCUCAGCGACCUACAGAGAGAAGCUCAUCCACUACUUCAGCCAGCAGCUCGGAGAGGACAGGGUGACGUGGCGUGUCGCUGACGAGCUGCCCUGGCUGCUUCAGCAGCAGGAGGACAGGAGCAAGCUGCAGCUCAGUCUGCUCAACCUGUUUGUGUCCCAGAACCUGUACAAGAGGGGUCAUUUCUCGGAGCUGCUGGCCUACUGGCAGUACGUGGGCAAGGACAAGAGCUCGAUGGCCAGCGAGUACUUUGACUCCCUGAAGCAGUACGAGAAGAGCUGUGAGGACGAGGAGAGCAUGACGAGGCUGGCCAGCCUGUACGAGACGCUGGGACGCUUCCUCAAAGACCUGGGCCUGCCCAGCCAGGCGGUGGCCCCUCUGCAGCGCUCCCUGGAGAUCCGGGAGACGGCGCUGGACCCGGACCACCCCAGCGUGGCCGGCUCGCUGCACCAGCUGGCCGGCGUGUACGUGCAGUGGAGGAAGUACGGCAACGCGGAGCAGCUGUACAAGCAGGCGCUGGAGAUCAGCGAGAACGCCUACGGGGCCGAGCACGCCUGCGUGGCCCGCGAGCUCGACGCCCUCGCCAUGCUCUACCAGAAGCAGAACAAGUAUGAGCAAGCAGAGAAGCUGAGGAAGAGGUCUGUGAGGAUCCGACAGAAGACUGCCAGACAGAAGGGACAUUUGUACGGCUUCUCUCUUCUGAGGAGGAGGGCUCUGCAGUUGGAGGAGCUGACUCUGGGCAAGGACACAGCCGACUCUUCAAAGACACUCAACGAACUGGGGGUCCUGUACUACCUCCAGAACAACCUGGAGGCUGCCAAGGUGUUUCUGUCUCGCUCCCUGGAGAUGCGUCAGCGCGUGCUGGGCCCCGACCACCCGGACUGCGCCCAGUCGCUCAACAACCUGGCGGCGCUGCACACGGAGCGCCGCGAGUACGAGGCUGCCGAGGAGCUGUACGAGAGAGCCCUGGACAUCCGCAAGAGGGCCCUGGCCCCAGACCACCCGUCCCUGGCCUACACCCUCAAACACCUGGCCAUGCUCUACAAGCGCAGGGGGAGGCUGGAGAAGGCCGUACCACUGUACGAGCUGGCUCUGGAGAUCAGAGAGAAGAGCUUUGGUCCCAAACAUCCCAGCGUGGCCACCGCUCUGGUCAACCUGGCCGUGCUCUACUGCCAGCUGAAGAAGCAUGGGGAGGCCCUGCCCCUGUAUGAGCGGGCUCUGAAAGUGUAUGAAGACAGUCUGGGGCGCUCUCACCCCCGCGUCGGAGAGACCCUCAAGAACCUGGCCGUGCUGAGCUAUGAGGAAGGUGACUUUGAGAAAGCAGCGGAGCUCUACAAGCGCGCCAUGGAGAUCAAGGAGGCGGAGCCUUCUCUGGUGUGUGGAAAGGCGCCGUCUCGCCAUUCGUCCAGCGGGGACACGUUCAGCCUGCGAGGGCCCGCCCCCCUUCCCCACAACCCCAGGUGAUCCCGCCCAUGGGCUCGACCCAAGCCCCCCCCCUCCCCUCCUCAACACACAAUAUGAGAAUACACUGGGGAAAGGCCCUAUCGCAAUUCUCUGCGAUUCCCCCUCCCUUCCACACCGUCCACUGGAACAGCAUCUCUUGACGUCACAUGAUUGGACAGAUAGAAGCAUGAGCUGUCCUGUGCAUUUCAAGCCAAUCUCGUUAUAGCUUAUCUGGGGUUUUCACCAGAAGGAGGGAUGAAGGCGUGUGUUGUCCCUCCCGGGCCUCCAUCCACACCCUCAGAAGCAGGAUCAACCAUCUGCGGAUCCAAAGGGAACGUUCCUCACGACUCCAUGCUGCUUUUUCUCUUCUUCAAUGCCGUGGUCCACUGUACUGUAACUGCCAUUCUAGAUACGAAGUACGCUUUAUUGAUUAUCUGUGAACUAUGCCUAUAUUAUCGUGAAAACCUAUAUGUCAGACAUAUUUAUAAAUGUAUCGUUAAAUGUAUCGUCGCUGAAAUAAUGUGAAAAGGACGUCAGCCAACGUUAGCCCUUCCCAGGGCCUCUACGACUCAGGUUGAGUUGGUGUUUUCCUGACCUUGCCAAACCCACGAUACAUCUCUGAUGUUCCUGUGGCUCUGGGAUGCUUCAUUGACGAGUCCUCUGUCUUGGUGUGAUUCAUAGGAGACGGCAGGUUAUGGAGACCUCAGGUAUUUUCCAUCUUUCAAAUUAUGCAAACAAAUGCCGUGUCCACGUACCUGAGGUUAGGUUAGUACGUUUCAGUUUCAAGUUGCUUUUCUUUCCACAUGCACCACUUGGAUAUGGACCAGCUCAGUAUUUAUGCAUAGGGAAUAUACCACCCCACAGGGGACCUCAAACAUAGAAAACAUCAUUGCAAUCCAGUAGUUAGUAAUGUAGCCUAUUGACCCUACAUUCAGUUAUGCAAGUAUAACGAGAGGCCUUUUAUCCGAGCCCACCUAAUGAGAUACUUGUUAAGAAAAUAACAAGUGUUAUCUAUGCCAUUACAGGGUCCUAGCACAGUGUUAACUAGCACAUAAGAACUAAACACUGUGUUUAGCCUGCUAGCGAUGAGCUAGACUGAUUAUGAUGCCAAAUUUUAGAAACAUGUUUUUUAAACAUGUUUGUUAAGUCCUGCCAGUUGAAUUAUUACCGUUUCACUGUCAGUGACCCACAAUUCCACUGUGUUACUGCAAGACAGAACUGACUUACCUAAAAACAUACUUCUUCACAGUUUGAAUUAUUUGUAAUUUGUAGUAAUCAGUGAAUGCUGGAUUUGAACCCAGUCUGUUACGGUAAUGCCCCAACUUUUAGAGCAUGCACACUAACCCGGUGAGCUAACAGGGGAGACCUGCUUUCUUCUGGUUUCUGACGCACCAACUCUGUAGGUUGUUACAACUAGAUCAAUGUCAAAUUUUAACAUUUGAGUGGGGAUUAUUAUGAUCCCUGAUAGCUCAGUGGUUAAGGAUGUGGGCUACUGUGUGAGGGGUCUUGUGUUAAAAUAUGGCUGAAGGAUCUUCUUACAGCUAAUUUUUAUUUAUUUUAAUUUUUAUCUUAUAAAUAAAACUCUACUUAUAAAUAAAACUGUUGAAAGCAAAAUGUAUUUCGAGAGUCUUGGUUGAGCCUUUCCUGGUGGGACAGUUGGGUACCUGGAAGGACAGUUGGGCGAGGGAAUCUGGACAGUCGGGGAGUGCGCUGCAGUUACAGGGAUCUGGGCCCACGGAUGUGUUUGGCACUACGCUCUGUGCUGGAUUUGAACCCAGGUCAUUGUGAUUUAGGCCCUUGUUCUCAACCCACUACACCACAGGGUCCCUUUCCCAUAUGCUUGGACAUAAUAUUACUUAACUGAUAUCAGUUAAAUUAAUUAUUAUUGAGGGAGAUUUGAGCCAGGGGUACCGUGUUUGUCAGUAGACUCGGUACACAUGCUUACCCACUGAGCCAUAGAGGGUUCCUGCCAAGUUACUUUCUACAAGACAGUGUAAUUGCCCUUAUGGCACUACUAAAUGCCAAUGUACAUUUUGUUUCUGCUAAUGCCAAGUUAUAAAACAGAAUACUCCUGCUAAUCAUACUUACAAAACAGGUGAAAGUUUGCUAAAGGAUUUCUAAGAACACGUUCCCGAAAUUGUGACGAAAAGUAGACUUUUCUUGAAUAGACUUAUUUAUUUCUGCAACACGGUUAAAUAUUAAACAAAAAUGUGCAGCUUACCGUCUAUUUGGGUGGGGAAUCUUUUGGUGCCUCAAACCUUUAAUCAAAUUUCGAUUCAAUAUGCUUACAUAAAAUAAAAAUAAAAAUUUAUUUUCUAAAUCUGUGAAAUGAUGUGAAUAGCUAGAAGAUUUUAUCUAUUUUUUCCCCACCCCUAGUAUUUGGGGACAGAAGUAUCAGAUUACACACACGGAGAUGUCAUCUUCACAAACAUAAUAAAUAAUCAGCUUCUGGAAAAGCUAACAGCCCCACAACCGAGGCAGUAACAUCAGCAAAUACAUCGUAAAUGAAGACCAAGUAAAAAGCAGAUGAACCCAAAAAGGUAUAAUGGAGUACUGUUGAGCUAUAUAACAGAAGUCUACUCCAAUCUCUGCAUAGUACAAAGGUUGGUGUCUUGACUUUAGUUCUUCUGCAGUAUGAAUACAUUCCAUAACUCGAUUUCAGGGUCUUGUGUGGGAUAAUAUCCUUGUUGAAUACAUUUGUAUUAUUUGAUCAUGCCAGACUGAUAAGUGUAUAGUGAGUUAAUGAGUUCUUUAACACAAAUGUAUUCAACUGAAAUCUUCCCCGUUUGACUAAACCUUAGCACAGCAACACUGACCAAUAUAAAA